AUAAUUCAAUCUUCUUCAAUCCAUCGUCAUAAAGGCAUACCUUUUAUGCAUUACUAUGCAUGUAAUUUGAAUGCCGCAAACCAUACUACGAUAAUGACGCAGUAAUUCGUGCCGGGACGAUUUUUAAAAUUUCUGCGUUUGGAUUAUUGCGCUGUUGCGGCGUUGCGGCGAUACCAUUUUAUAACAACAACACGAAAGGCAUAAUAGGUGUUUUGGAUUGCCAGCUUAGGUAGAUGCUAUGUCUGAGUAAUGAAAAUGAAGUCUAAAUAUUGCUCAGAGCAUAGAAAGAUGCUGGAACAGGUAUAUGGUUCUCACCAUCACUUGUGAUUUUGAUCAGUAGCUAUAUACCUACUGGCGUUGUGGAUCAGGAAUUGAUCUGAGCCGAGUGGUUGGGUUAAAAGUUUUUACCAGAAAUAGCAAAAAAGUGGUUAAUUCAGCAUUGCAAGAUGGCGCCAUGAUGGACGAGACAGUGAUGGUGGACCACUCGGGCAUGGUGGACCACACGAUGGUCGGCCACACCAUGGUCGGCCACGCCAUGGAGGACCACGCCGGCAUGGAGUCGGGCGGUAUCGAGUUCACCGACGAGACGCUGCAGCUGCAGCAGGAGGACGUGGUCGGCGAGGAGGAGAGCUGGGACCGCAUCGAGCGACUCAAGAUGGCCAUCCAGGCCGUCGAGGUGGACGAGAUCCCGUGCCGGCGCGCGUCGCGCCUCUUCAACCUGCCCGAGUCGACGGUGAAGGUGAACCGUCCGGGCCGAGCGCCGGCGCUGCCCGCCGACGUCGAGCAGAGCGUUAUGAAGCACGCGGCCGACAUGUCCGACCUGGGCCACAGCUACAGUACCAAGGAGUUCCUCGAGCUGAUCGCAGAGGUGCAGCAGUACCUCUACCCAGAGGAGUCGGCCUUCAAGGACGACCUGCCGCACCGUAGCUACCUGAAACGCUUCAUGACCCGCUGUCCCGAGCUCACUGUCCGAAAACGCAAGGUGGUGCCCACAACCGGAAAGAUCUUAGGCAGGAACGAGGCAAUGGCAAACUAUUACUACCGACUGGAGGAACUGCUCGACGACAAUGACAUAAAGGACAAGCCGGACCACAUUUUCCUGAUGGAGGAGUCUGUGAUCGGUCACGGCGACUCUACCCAGGGCGAGGUGCUGUUCCCGCCGGCGGCCAAGAUGUCGCUGGACGAGGACGAGGACGAGGACCGCGAGAUGACCACGGUGGUCGGCUGCGGAUCGGCGCACGGCAACCCCCUGCCGCCCUUCAUCGUCUACAAGGGCUUCAAGAAGAAGAACGAGCUGCUGGACGGCGCGUACCCGGGCACUGGCUGCGCCGUAUCUCCGAACGGUCUAAUGAACUCUGACACGAUGGUGAAGUUCCUGUACCACGCCGACACCUACUUCCCGGUGGAGCGGCCGGUGCUGCUGCUCUACAACGGCCAGUCGCCGCACAUCUUCUCUCAGAUCAUCCACGUGGCGCGUCAGAUGGGCAUCGUGCUGUUCGUGAUGCCGCCGUACGCCACCAACUCCCAGAUGAGCUCCGACAUGAAUUACUUCAUCAGCCUGAAGGGCUCCUGGCCCGAGGCGUGGACCGCCUACAUGAAGAAGUACGGCGCUCACAUGGUGUGUCGCGGAAACAUCGCCAAGAUUGUGACGGAGGCGUACCCGCGCGCCAUGACGUCCACCAACCUGCGAACGUCGUUCCGCACUAUGGGCAUCCUGCCGUUCUCGCCGCCGGUCACACCACGGCCCUACACGCGGCCGGUCAUGAUCAAACCCUCCGACCCGGAGAAGACGUACAACCGGUACCGGGAGACACUGAUGCCGCAGUGCCAGGGCUGCGCGCUCCACUGCCCGCGACCCAUGAAGCUUGAGCCGCUGGCGUUCGCGUCGACCUCGACGUCGCAGCGCCGCGCGCCCACCACGCCCAGACAGCCGCGGCAGUCGAAGCCGGGCAAGAAGAAGGGCCAGCGCGGCCGCCAGAGCCAGGCGGCGGCGGUGGCGGCGGCGGCAGCAGCGGCAGCGGCCGCCGCCGCCGCGGCAGCCAACACGGCCGGCAUGGGCGGCACCGUGUGCGAGAUCUGCCUGCAGUCGUGGGACGAGUCGGGCCCCGGCCAGACGUGGAUCGGCUGCGACAAGUGCGACCGGUGGCACCACCUCAUGUGCAUCCCGCCCAACAAGCGGCCGCGCAACUUCGAGGACGACACCUUCCUCUGCCGCCACUGCGACGACGAAGACGACGGCGAAAUGAUGUGAGGCCGGCCCGCCGGCGGCGACACGGCGCCCUGCCGAGCACGUGCACAUAGCCAUCGCUCUCAUCCUCCGACCGCCCGCGGCCGCCACCGGGCUAGUCCGCCAUUCCGUUGACCGUAGUGCGUAGAAUAGGCCGUUGCCAUUGGUAUUUUGUGCACGCGCCGCGGCCGCUGUGUGUAGCCUGGAGAGCGGCGGCGGCGCGCCGUGCAUCGCCUCAGUUUGUGUUAUUGCGUGCGAUGGCCACCUGCGCGGCCCUGCAUGAACUCUCCGCCGCGUGAGGGACUGGUGUGCUUGGUCCGUGCGGACUCCGCGUCAUUUGUUCAAGUCUGGUUUGUUUAACUGCUGCGCGACUGCGAGCGAAAAUGCCUUGGCCAAUACAUUGAUUGGAUCAUCA
Amphibalanus amphitrite is the source of this 2642-nucleotide messenger RNA. RefSeq lists its product as uncharacterized. Gene Ontology annotation, molecular function: nucleic acid binding. The coding region runs from base 455 to 2251 and encodes 598 amino acids. The transcript is spliced from 8 exons. The record is from RefSeq and is a predicted model, not a curated record. Lineage: Eukaryota; Metazoa; Arthropoda; Thecostraca; Balanomorpha; Balanidae.